This is a messenger RNA of Pyricularia grisea, 309 nucleotides long. RefSeq lists its product as uncharacterized. The record is from RefSeq and is a predicted model, not a curated record. The transcript has a single exon. NCBI's taxonomy places the organism in Eukaryota, Fungi, Ascomycota, Sordariomycetes, Magnaporthales, Pyriculariaceae. Bases 1 to 309 code for a protein of 102 amino acids.
AUGCCGAUUGGGGAGAUGCUACCGGACGAGAAGAAGGGCAUCCCUGGGCAACCGGAGCUGGAGGGGGCCGAGAUUAAUGAACUGGAUGAUACAUCGAGACCGCAGGAGCUGUCUGCUGGUGAUUAUGGUGGUGCUAGAGGUGCAUCUAUCGGCGGCUGGGAUUCCCGGAAGGAAGGGAUCCGGGCUGGGCGUGAUGAUGGUGUGGCACUAGGCAACAGCAAGGAAGAAACGGUUUUUGAGCUUGAGGGAAAGCAGUGCAGCCACUUGACGGCGUUGAAGAAUGCUGAUAUGAGACCGUAUUCGAAUUGA